UGUAGUAUCUAACGUGUGGAAGAGUCUAAGGUCGACAAUGUUUGCAACAUUUCGUCCCAUUUCAGAUCAUUUCGGUACUCAUCUGGAAACCAAACAUCCUGGACGCUUUAUAUUUUUUCAAGCGUUUGUUCGUUAGGCGGCUUGUUCAAAUUUGUACUAUAUUAACCAUGCCACGAAAAAGACCAACACGUGCUAAGACUACACGUGCAAAGCCAAAGUUAAAUGACACAGAUGAAGUUGUUAAUGGCAUGACAGCUGAAGAAAGAAAAGCAAAACUUGCAAGCAUUACCAAGGACUUUGACUAUAAUGUGGAAAAUAUCUGCACCCAGUAUGAUGAAGAGCUUGAAGCUUUACAGUCAGAAAUUGAGAAACAUUUCUACCACAUACGUUGUAAACUCUCAUCUAUGGAGCUACAGCUAACUGUAGAGAAGUACAUAGAAUUCACGCUUUCCGAGGAAGAGGAGAAGCAAGACACAGUUACCAUGCCGAUGAGUAGAACAACAGCUAAUAUACCAUCAUCAUUACAAAAUAGUAAAAAUGCACUGAGUAAAUACAAGUCCCGACAGAUGAUCGAGACUAUACCAGAGGAGGGAGGUUCAGGUGGACAACAAACUACUACUAAACGGCAAGGAAGAAAAAGAGUUGCAGCAAAUAAAGGACAGGGAGUUACCUUCAAUGCUGAACCUUUAUCUUCAGCUCAGAACAAUUUCAUCACCCCAGCAGCACAGAGAAACUUUGCAACCACAGGUUGGGGAGCUACUCCACUAGUCACACCAAAGUUUGAUCCCAGGUUGCCAAUCACUCCAGCCAAUUCACGCAAAGUGAAACCAGGUGAAGUGGCCAUGUCUCUUGCAGGCAGCCCUCUCAAUGUAGAAAGCACUGGCAGAAGUAAGACCCUGGUGUUAAACAAUGGAGAAGAGAUAGACAUAGAAAUUCCAGAUCGUGCCAACAUUAACAGUCUCAUGUCAACCCUGAGAGAUAUCAUGAAGAAAGGACAGGAUGCACAAACAUAAUUUAUAUACAUGUCUUACUGCAUUCAAUUCAUUGUUUAUAUGUACAGAAUGACUUUUAUUUUAUUCUAAUAUGUGAUACUUAGGGGAGAAAAAAGAGAUAUAGCAUAUGGCAUGGAACAUUAUCCAUGAAAUUUCAUGUAACAAAAUGUUCAGCUAAGAGCAUUUCUGCUUAAGUUAGUAAAAGUGUUUUCCAUGAAUUUCUGUAUAUGGUGAUAAAUAAAAAUACUUCUAGAAUAUGGGUUAAGAAAAUCAAGAGUAUAACUAAGAAUACUGCAGAUGAUGCAGUUUAUCCCCUAUGUAAGCGAAAACUUCAUUUGCAAAGAUCUUUUUUUUUCUGUUACUUUUUUUGUAAUGGCUGGUUGGAAAGCCUGAACCAGUGGUAAUCAUGAUUUGUAUUGAUUGCUUCUACUUGAUACAACUGUCAUAAUAACAUUGUGCCGCCUUAUUGGUAAUGACGUUGCCUAUAAUCAUAGAUGAAUAAUGUUCAUAUUAGGGAUGGGAACGAAUAUUCGAAUAUUCGAAAAUCGGUCGAAUAUUCGAAUAUGAAAAUCAGAUUCGAAUAUUCGUAAAUUAUUGUAUUUUUUUUUCCAAAAAAAGUAUCAUUGAUUUUGGGCAAUAUGAGCAUGCUAAUUCUACAGAAUAAAACCAUGUCAUGUUUGUUUAUCGAGUAUCAAAAGAUGUCCAAUUAAGAAGAAAAUAGUUGGCAGGGCCAUCGUUACGGAUUAACAGUUUACAACAGGCGUCAAUGUGUCAGAUGCAUGUCAAAAGAUGUCCAGUUAACAAGACAAUUACCUGGGUUCAUCGCUACAGAUUAACAGUUUGUAUUAGGCGUGAAUGUGAUAUCUUUUUUAUCUUUUGUUCAUUUUUAUUGGCGCCUGUUUUAUGUAACAAGUUGUAGAAUUUUUUUUUUCGAAAACAAUACCAAACUUGUAGAUAUUGCCGAUCUUUUCACAAUAUUUUGUACGACGUUUCAGACCAUCCGCAGAAUCGGUUUUCAUCCGCAAUCGGCCGUAUUCGAAUUAAAUUUUGAAGUACUUUAUAAUAAAAUCAAGACAUAGCAUAUGAUUGAUGCAUUAGUUCAUGUUGAAGGAGGUUUAAGUCUGCCUUACUUGCUUUUUACACGACGAUUUUUACACGCCGAUUGAAAAAUUUCAAAAUGGCGGCGGUAAUACAACAGUGCGUCACGUGUUUAAAUGGGACGACCUGCUAUUUUUAAAUAAAAUUGCGACGGUCUAAAUUAUAACCGUUUUGAUAUUUUUGUAUCAUUUUGAAGCUAAAACACCGAAUUAGUUAAAUAUGUUCAUGAUUAUACUGACAGAAUCGUGAAAUAAAACGCUAGGAUCGGCGGGUUUUGCUAGGUAGGAUCGGGUUACCCGAAACAAACAUUUGUUGGUCUUAUUACGUACGAUGAUCCACGCUUUAAACAAAUGAAUACGUUGUGUAUAUGCCAAUCACUUAAUAAGAAUUUAAAGCUUCCAUUAAAAUAAACCGAAUAUUCGAAUAUAUUCGAAUAAGGCAAACCGAAUAUUCGAAUAUUGAUUUCAGUAUUCGUUCCCAUCCCUAGUUCAUAUACCUGUACUGAAAUCUUUUGUUUGAGCAGCACCAUGAGAAAACCAACAUAGUGCGUUUGUGACCAGCAUGGAUCCAGACCAGCCUGCGCAUCUGCGCAGUCUGGUGAGGAUCCAUGCUGUUCGCUUUCAAAGCCUGUUGCAAUUAGAGAAACCGUUAGCGAACAGCAUGGAUCCUGACCAGACUGCGCGGAUGCGCAGGCUGGUCUGGAUCCAACCUGGUCGCAAAUGCACUAUGUUGGUUUUCUCAUGGUGCGGCUCAUUUCAGUAUUUACAUUCAGUAUGUCCUUAUCUGUCAUAUUUUCAUAUUACAGCAAAGUAGGGUCAGAAAUAAAGAUAUUAGAGCACUUUUCCGGGUAUUUAUUGACCGCUCCUCGUAGAUUCAGGUAAUGACAUGGUACCUUAACUGAUACUUUUAUUACUUGUCCUGUAGCAAUGUAAUGUGAACUUAUUAGCUCAUCUGAUUUUUUGAAAAAAAAUGAUGAGUUAUUGUCAUCACUUGAGCGGUUGUCGGCGUCGGCGUCGGCAUUGCCUGGUUAAGUUUUAUGUUUAGGUCAGCUUUUCUCCUAAACUAUCAAAGCUAUUGCUUUGAAACUUGGAAUACUUGUUCACCAUCAUAAGCUGACCCUGUAUAGCAAGAAACAUAACUCCAUCUUGCUUUUUGCAAGAUUUAUGGCCCCUUUUGUACUUAGAAAAUGUCAGAUUUCUUGGUUAAGUUUUAUGUUUAGGUCAACUUUUCUCCUAAACUAUCAAAGCUUUUGCUUUGAAACUUGGAAUACUUGUUCACCAUCAUAAGCAGACCCUGUACAUCAAGAAACAUAACUCCAUCUUGCUUUUUGCAAGAAUUAUUGCCCCUUUUGGACUUAGAAAAUCAGUUUUCUUGGUUAAGUUUUAUGUUUAGGUCAGCUUUUAUCCUAAACUAUCAAAGCUAUUCCUUUAAAACUUGCAACACUUGUUCACCAUCAUAAGCUGACCCUGUACAGCAAGAAACAUAACUCCAUCCUGCUUUUUGCAAGAUUUAUGGCCCCUUUUGGACUUAGAAAAUAUCAGAUUUCUUGGUUAAGUUUUAUGUUUAGGUCAACUUUUUCUCUUAAACUAUCAAAGCUAUUGCUUUAAAACUUGCAACUCUUGUUCACCAUCAUAAGCUGACCCUGUACAGCAAGCAACAUAACUCCAUCCUGCUUUUUGCAAUAAUUAUUGCCCCUUUUGGACUUAGAAAAAUGGUUGAAUAUUAUGUUUAAGUCAACUUUUCUCAUAAACUAUCAAAGCUAUUGCUUUAAAACUUGCAACAGUUUUUCACCAUCAUAAGUGGACACUGUACAUCAAGAAACAUAACUCUAUCCUGCUUUUUGCAAGAGUGAUGGCCCUUUUUAGACUUAGAAAAUCAUGGGUAGGACAAUAUUUCUAUUACACAAAAAAAAUCAGAUGAGCGUCAGCACCCGCAAGGCGGUGCUCUGGUUUUACAAUGUCAUUGGCUGCAUAACAGUUACUGUUUGUUUUGUUCAGGUUGCUUUGUCUGAAAACUACAUUAAAUAUGUAAGAAUAAUGUACUACCUAACUGCUUUUCAUCAUUAGAUGGGCCUUAAUGGGGAUUUAAAAGAAAAGAUUGAAAAAAAAAAACAGCAUUGGAAAAGUAUUAAAGUCAAAACCAAAUAGUUAUAAUUUAGACCACAGCUUUUAAAAUAAAACACUUAUGAAUGAUGUUUGCAAUCAUAGAAACAUUUCUUCCUGAAAGUAUUUAAGAAUUAGAUAAUACCAGAAGCAAACAUUGUUAUAAAACAAAGUUGAUGUGUUUUUAACAGCAUUUUGAUAUUAAGUGCAAUUCUUCUCAUUGUUACUAUGUGUUAUGGCAAUUAGGAAAAAUGACUUGUGUCAAGUUAUUUUUAGCUCGACUGAGGAAUGGUGAGAGCUAUUCUAUGUUGACAACACAACUUGUUUGAAGUUUUGCAUGCAAGAACAUAUGUUCAUAACUGUUGCAUGUAUUGGAUUGAAACGCUUAACUGAAUAGUUGAGCUGUCUGUCUAAUUGGCAGCUUUUGUUUAAUAUUGUUUCUCAGCAAAUGUAUAUGUUUUGUUGGCCAGUCUUUUCAUAAUAUGUAUCAGCUCAGAUAUCAGAUUUUCAAAACUCAAAAUCACACUAUACUUAAAAGAUAUUAUUUUUGUCUGAACCCUAAGGUCAUAAUGCAGUGACUAUAUACAUGUAUGUAACAAUUUUGAAACAUGUCAUGGAAACAACAUGAUUUUCAUGAAUAUGAUCAAAUGUAAAUAAUAGUUUUUAUCCUGUUUGAUAUUAAGUAAUUUUAACUGAAUUUUUAAAGUAAAGAAACUGUUUUAUUCUGAUUCAUUUACUGUUGUCAGAUAUAGUUACAGUUAUACAAAAGCCUUUUAGUUUUAGCUCACCUGUCACGAAGUGACAAGGUGAGCUAUUGUGACCGCUUGAUGUCCGUCGUGCAUCGUCAGUCGUGCUUCAUCCGUCAAAAAUUUCUAAAAAAAUCUUCUUGAAAACCACUGUGCAGAAUUACACCAAACUUCAUAGGAAUGAUCCUUGGGAGGCCCCCUUUCAAAAUUGUUCAAAGAAUUGAAUUCCAUGCAGAACUCUGGUUGCCAUGACAACCGAAAGGAAAAACUUUAAAAAUCUUCUUGUCCAAAACCACAGGGCCUAUAGCUUAGAUAUUUGGUGUGAAGCAUUGCCUAGUGGACCUCUACCAAUUUUUUUCAAAUCAUGACCCCGGGAUCAAAAUUGACUCCGCCCCAGGGGUCACUUGAUUUUACAUAGGAAAAUCUUAAAAAAUCUUCUCAAAAACCAGAAACCCUAGAGCUUCGAUAUUUGACAUGUAGCAUUGACUAGUGGACUUCUACUAAAGUUCAAAUCAUGACCCAGGGGGCUCUUGAUUUUACAUAGAUUUCUAUAGGAAAAUCUUCAAAAGUUUUUAAAAAAUAAACCAGAAGGCCUAGAGCUUAGAUAUUUGACAUGUAGCAUUGCCUAGUGGACCUCUACAAAAUUUGUUCAAAUCAUGACCCCCGGGGUCAAAAUUGACCCUGCCCCAGGGGUCACUUGAUUUUACAUAGGAAAAUCUUCAAAAAAUUUCUAAAAAUAAACCAGAAGGCCUAGAGCUUUGAUAUUUAACAUGUAGUAUUGCCUAGUGGACCUCUACAAAAUUUGUUCAAAUCAUGACCCCCGGGGUCAGAAUUGACCCGCCGCAGGGGUCACUUGAUUUUACGUAGGAAAAUCUUCAAAAAAUUUCUAAAAAUAAACCAGAAGGCCUAGGUCUUAGAUAUUUGACAUGUAGCAUUGCCUAGUAGACUUCUACAAAAUUUAUUCAAAUCUUGACACCCAGGGUCAAAUUGACCCUGCCCCAUGGGGUUACUUGAUUGUAUAUAGAAAAAUCUUCAAAAUUUGCUAAAAAUAAACCAGAAGGCUUAGAUCUUAGAUAUGUAACAUUGCCUAGUAGAUGUCUGCAAACUUAGUUCAAAUCAUGACCCCCGGGGUAAAAUUGGCCCCGCCCCAGGGGUUACUUGAUUGUAUAUCGGAAAAUCUUCCAAAAAAUUUCUAAAAAUCAUCAGUUUGACAUUUGAAACAUGUAGCUCAUAUUACUCAGGUGAGCGAUCCAGGGUCAUCAUGACCCUCUUGUUUGUUUUAAUACAGAGAAAAAAAUGGUAGAAACUAUGGCAAAAAUUUGCCAGACAGGCAACAAGCCUUUAUACAUUCAGUAGAUGUGCUUUGUUGAGGUAAAAACCUUGUGUGGAAUCUUUUUACAGCUAUUUGCAAUAGAUACUGUUAAACCAUUUAAUUUCGUGGGCAUAAAAUUUCGUGGUUUUGGUCAAAACGGCAAUUUUGUGGGGAUGUGAAUUCGUGGAUUUCAACUUUUGAACAUAAAAUAAAUGGGAAUUUUACUUGUUCGGAUUUAAUUUCUUGGAUUGACUCAACCACGAAAUCCACGAAAAUUAAUCCCCCAAGAAUAUUAAUGAUUUCACAGUAUGGUAAAAAAAAACAAAAACUUUUUGUUCAUUGUUUUGCAUAAUUGUCAACUUAUUGAAAUACCAGUUAUGUCAUUCACUGCAUGUAAUUUCGUAUUUAGUGUUUAUGCCAGGUUGUCACUAUUUUCUGUAUUGAAAUAAUACAUAAUUCCUGUAGCACAUUGUAUCUGUGCUUCUAUAUGUUUAACACUUGCUCUUUUGUAUUGAUUUACUGCAGGUCACUGGUUAUCAUUGCUUGUUUUACUAAAUUAUUUUAAGAAAUUACUUCUGGAUUUCUGCUGCAUGUUAAUGAAGGAUGGGCCAAACUUGUUGCUAGUGUACACAAGUCCUAAGGGGUGAAAAAUGGAUUUGAAACUAUUUUGGCACCAUUUCUCCUAAACCAGUAAUCUUACUUGUUUCCUGUUUACCUGCUGUCUUAGAAUUUUGCACACUGUUAGUUAGAGUGAGAGGCAAGCAAGCCAUAUUGUUGAUGUCAACUACACUGCUCCGAGGUAGGGGGAUUGAUACAAGUUUGAUCAGGAGACCUCGUGGGACCAGUAUUGGUUUCUGGGUAUAAAUUCAAGUUUGAACGCAAGUCUCUUAGAAUGCAGUUUUGCUAGUUGUCAAAAUCCUGCUUGGAAGCAACCAAAGUUGGGUGCUUUUAAAUUGUCAGCUUUAUAGCCGGGGUCAUCAGUUUUUCCAGAAAGAAGACUCCAAGUACCUUAGUACCUAAAGUUUAUUUAAAAAUACCUUUGUAUAUAACAAUACUUAGACAAUGGAAGUAAUAGAAGGGGUAAUGUGAUAGAAAUUUGGUGAUAUUUGCUGAAACUAAGAAUAUUUUAGACAUUUUGAUUUAAAUUGAGAUGUAGGAAUAUCAGCAUAAUAUAUGCCUAUUUGAAUGACCGUCAUUGAUUGCCUACAAGAUAUAUCACAAUUUAUUUUAAAGGAAAGAAUACUUGUAUGUGAACUGUAAAGCAUUUUACUUCACAUUGUAAUUCUUACUCUUUCUUUUUUCACGAGCCGUAAUCUGUUAUUAAAGCCAUUAAAAACACAAGCUUUUUUGUAAGAAAUUAUAGAACCGUGUUUUAAUAUGCCUGCAGAAUAAUUUUAAGGGAGUGUGCUUAAAGUGAUUCUAGGUGACUGGAAACUAGUUUGUUUUGAAUAUAUUAGAACAGGUUUCUGCUAUAUAUCAUUUCCUCUGUGUGUCUUUUUAUAUUAAAAAGAAGGAUAAAAUAAGAAAGCAUUUUUUCCUAGCACACAUGGUGCAAAAUAUUAGGUCAAUAUGUUAUUGUUUUAAUAUCAAGACACAGCAACAAGGUUAGAUGUCCCAAGGUAUGAUUUUGGGACUGUGUAAAUGUCUAGUAAAUUAUUUUUUGUGCCUAAAAACCAAUUUACAGUUAAUUGUAACACCGCACUUUCAUAUUUACUUAAUUCUAUACCACUUUGAUAUAGGAUUUCGAUGAUGAAAUUUUAUCAAUAUGAAAUAGAAGAUCAGAUAUGCUAGCAGUAUUUCUCAGUGCAACAUUAACUUUGCUAUGAUUUAAUGAAAAUAAACAUUAUUUCUUAUAUAAGAAUUUGCUGCAUUUCAUUUCCUAUGUGUAAAACAUUUAAUUCACAUGUCAACAAUUAAUAAAACUCUAGAAUUAUUUAGUUUUCAUUAUUUAAUAAUUUGAUCGAAUAUGGAUGUAAAACAGUUUGGAAUAAUUUACUUUUAUAUACCUGUUCAAUUUUUAAUGUAACAUUCAACUUGUACUUGAAUGAUAAUAAGUGUAUAUUGCCUGUUUAACUAAAUUGUACAAGUUACUGUCCAAGUAUUUAUUUCACUCGUAGAAAAAAAAACAUUUUCUGGUUAUGAAAGAAAUAUUAAAUCUUUUUACCAGUACAUACAUAAACAUUUUAGAAAUAAAACAGUAACAUGAUUAAAUAAAGACUCAAA
Messenger RNA from Mercenaria mercenaria, 8473 nucleotides. Its product is annotated as borealin-like. The transcript is spliced from 10 exons. Lineage: Eukaryota; Metazoa; Mollusca; Bivalvia; Venerida; Veneridae. Bases 168 to 1013 code for a protein of 281 amino acids. Gene Ontology annotation, cellular component: chromosome, centromeric region; spindle midzone; chromosome passenger complex. Gene Ontology annotation, biological process: mitotic sister chromatid segregation. The record is from RefSeq and is a predicted model, not a curated record.